This is a messenger RNA of Stegodyphus dumicola, 7974 nucleotides long. RefSeq lists its product as uncharacterized. Gene Ontology annotation, biological process: cilium assembly. The record is from RefSeq and is a predicted model, not a curated record. Gene Ontology annotation, cellular component: axoneme. NCBI's taxonomy places the organism in Eukaryota, Metazoa, Arthropoda, Arachnida, Araneae, Eresidae. Gene Ontology annotation, molecular function: protein binding.
CAGAAAUAUUGCAAUUGCACAUAAAACUGAAAACAAAAAGCAGUUUUAUUUCCUCUUUCUGAAGAGCUUUCAAGCUACAAUCUAAAUAUAAUUUUCUAAGAUAUCGGAGAGCUAAUGGAAGAUUUCAAACUGAAAUGGGCAUACGGCGUCUGCACAGGGCUUCCAAUGUUUGUAUCAAACGAAGAUAUUUUAGUCCCUUGCGGUGUCUUUUUUAAAAGAUGUGAUCUUUCUGGAAGAGUUUAUCGUAAAAUUUGUGAUCCUGGAAUUCGAAUUGGAUGUGCCGCAUCUCUUCCAGAACUGGGCGUUUUGGCUAUUAGUGAGAAAAAAGAAAAAGCUCUAAUUUACGUUUUAAAUUAUCCAAGUAUGAAGGUCAUGUCAGUUCUCAAUCACGGUUCCAGUGAGGAGUAUCAAGCUUUGAGCUUUACAGGAAUAGAGUUUUUAGUUUCUUUGAAGUUCAGAAUAUGCCAUGAGAUAGAUUUAUGGAGAUGGUCUUCUGGGGAAAGAUUGCAGUCUCUUUCUACGCCAUUAGCAUAUUCAGAAGUGCCACUAAAUAACCUUUCUGUAGAUCCCAUGCUAUGGUACAGUUUAUGCAUCCAGAGCAAUAUUAGACUUAUUUUUCUUCAUAUAAAAUAUUCCGAUGAAAAAUAUCAUUUAUAUGAUAGGAGUGUGGAACUUUACGAAAAUCAAAACAAAUCUUUUUAUUUAAACAGUAAAGAUAAUUCAGUAGGAAGCAAUAUAGAUGUGCGUGAUGACUUCAAACCUUUGCGCAUUGCUUGCUACUGCUGGCUUCCUGGAAGUAAUUUAUUUGUAGCGACUGCUACCAGUUUGUUCAAAGUAAAUUAUAUAAAUAGUGCUGUUGUUUUCAUUUAUAAAUUUCCAGAAGGAAAAUCUACUGUUACCAGCAUGGUCCUAAAUACGACAGGGCUUUUUGUUGGUUACAAGACAGGUUGUAUUGACGUUUUCAGUAUGACCAAUGAUCUUGCAAAUUUAAAAGAAAGUAUAGCUGUUGGACAAUCAAUAAUGCAUCUGCAGUUUUCGUUUGAUUAUGAGACAUUGAUCAUUACCACAUCGAAAACAUGUGUCUUGUUGCACAAAGACGGCUCCAAAUCCUUAACAACUGUACUUAGUGGUGACAUCCUAGGGGACCUCGCCGCUUGUAUGAUUGCACCAUUGUCUCGUUUGUGUGUAAUAGCCAAAAAGAAUGGCCUGUUGCACCUACUUAAGAGUACUGAUGGAAGUCAUUUAAGCAGUAUUCAACUCGAUGAAGAAAUUUCUUCUGUAUCAGCGAGUCCCCUUUGUUGCUAUAUCGCAGUUGGAUCCGUCACAGGAUUUUUAUAUUUUAUUGAGGUAACAGAUCUCUCUCAUCCCAAAAUCGUGCACUGCACUAAACCUUAUGAAAUACCCAUCGAACGCAUAAAGUUUGAUAAUUUUGGACAACUCAUAGUGACUUCAGCUCAAAGCCAAAGUGUUAAACUGUGGAAUGCCCUCCCGUCAUCGGAUUUUCGGUUUCUGGGAAUGAAAAAGGUGUCGAGGCAAGUUAAGGACAUUGCUUUAUUCGGCAGAGCAUCUGAAGAAGACAAACUACUGCUGAUUUUAUGUGAAGGAGGCUUGAGUUCUGAAAAGGAAGCUGGAAAUAUCUUAAUAAGGCUUAAACUUCCCAGUGACUUCAACACCGAUCCUAAUAAGUAUCGAAUCGAUGUAUUUGGAAAUCUUUGUGGAGAUCUAUUGUGCUUUCAAAAGUGGGAACUAAAUUACCCUUGUUCUAAAGUGGAUUUUCAUUUGAAUUUUGGUGCAGUUUUGUACUCACCAGUCAUAGGACGAAUUCGUAAAUAUCCUGUGUGGUCUGAAACGUCAUUCAGACAGGCUGACUUAUUGCAGGUAAAAAAUGUGUCCCAUCUUCAGAUUUCUUUGAAUCAACGGUGGUUAGCAGUGACUGAUAUAUUCGGUUGUCUGCGACUCUACAGCACUAAGUUUCUGACGCUAUCAGCUGUGAUAUACGAAUCCAGUAAUUCUGAGGGUAUUGUACGUUCAUUUCUAAGUUUUUCGAAUUUUGGUAGCGGUUUAUUAAUGGGCAAAGAGAACGGAACGUUUCUGUUCUAUGAAUGGGUCAGUAAGUUUCCAGAGGAGAAUAUAAUACCUGAAUGGAUGCAUUAUAUUCAUUCACAUUUCAAGAAAGAAAACUCUAUUUUGCAUGAAAUGGUAGAAGAAGUAAAAGCAAGCUUAAUUGAACAAAAUACUUCAAAUACAGAAACAACUUUCUGUUCCCUGGCUGAGCUUCAACGAGAGUUUGAAAUGAAUAUGGAUAUAAUUUGCUUCAAAUUAAACACAUUCACGCAUUAUUCGAUUAACGAAGGAAAAAAGUAUUUCAAAGAUGAUUUUAUUAUUAAUAAGGAAAAAUUACGGAAUCUAUCUGAGCAAAAUACUUCUAAACUUCAAAAAAUAACCAUGGAAACAGGGAAGGAAAAUCGAGAAACACAGCUAACUAAGAAUGAAGAUCAGGUCAGUGACCAAUUAGAAGAAGGCAAAAUUAUCACAUCAAUUAAUAUGGGUUUUGUUAUUAUGCGUUACCCUGAAACUGACACCCUCAUGCAUAGACAGGAACAGUUAUUAGAUUCGGAUGUUAAAUCCAGUAAAAAGAAACAUGAAGCUAAGCAGAAUUUAACUUCAACAGAUUAUAAUUUUUUCAAAAAAGGUAUGCAGUUUAAAUCCUAUGAAAAUGUACUUAUGAUUUUGCGUAACAUAAUGGAAGAGAUAUUUACUCUGAAAAAAGAAUUCAAUAAAGAAUUUGACACUUUGUACGCAGAAAAAGAUAAUAUUGAUAAUAGCAUUUCUGGCAUGCGUUUUAAUAUCAAAAUCAUGGCGGAAAAUUUACCGUCAAAAGCUGAAAGAGAUUUUUGGACUGCCUACCUCAUGCAACAGAAUCUGUAUUCUCUACAGCAAGACUUAGCUUCCUCAGUCAGUGACACGAGUUUGCCUUCAAGAGAUGGCUUAUAUCAGACUUCAGGAAAAGACAUAGUUGCAGAAGCCAAAAAUUCCAUUCAAAGUUUGAUUGAGGAUCUUAGAGAGAUUCAGACUAAUUUUGAUUCCGAAGUGGAACGCUUGUUUUUCAAAAAGGUAUUCUGUGAUUACAUUAUUCACAGAUAUGAGAUGAAAAUAUUUUGUGCUUUGCUCUAUACUUUUAUUGAAAAGGAAUGCUUGAAAUGGAAAAAGGAAACACAGGAAGAACUGCAAAUACUAGAGAACUUUCAGGAGCAAUGUGAUCUUAUCAUGUCAUUAAUAUUUAACACAGAAAAAAAUCUCAGAGAAGUUUAUACAGGGUUACUAAAAUUGGAAAGAAAUACUGAUUUUAAAUUCGAAUCAAAAUCUCAUAAAUUUGCUCUGAGUAAAGAGUUUUAUGAUGCGUAUAAGUGCCAACCUUUGUUCAAACUCCAGGAUGAUUCCAAAAAUCCGUACUGGGCACCUCUAUCAAAUCUGACAUCGCAGGAUUUAACGGCGGAACUAAAUAAUGCCACAGAUACAACUUGUCCGAAAUACAUCGAUAAAGGAGUAUGGAAAGAUAUAAGUGGAAAGAAAAAUCGUUGUUUAAAACUAGGAAUAAUCCUUAGAUACUUACAGCAACAAGCUGUGGAACAAUCAAAAGUCAGGAGCGAUUGCGAAAAUCUGAAACAAAACCUCACUUCGAAACGUAAAAACUGCUCAAAACUCCUUGAUGAUGCAUCUAAAUUAUUGUUAAAACUCAAUGAAACAUUUCAUACUUUAUUAACCAUUAACUUCGAAAAUACAGAUAUCAAAUUCAAUGGGGAUGCUAGAAAGAGUUUAAACUUCUCUGCUUGUAGCAACAUGGAGAACUUACCUUCUCCUGAUGAUCAAUUUUGGAAAGAAAUUCGGAUGAGUACUUACAAGAAUCAAAAACUGCAGGAGAAGCUUGAAGAAGUGGAAAAAUAUUUUGAAGUGUUUCCUGAAUUGAGGGUAAAGAUAGAUUUAAAAAGGCGCAGAAAUCGACUCAAGUAUCCGUCAUGGCUGGCACAACUUACCGCCAAUGCAGAGCAGCAUAAAGAAAAGUUUACGAAAAGUAAGUCUGCCAUCGAUGAAGUAGCAGAAGGAAAGAGAAAAGGUAUUUUCAAAUACCUACCGUCAAAGUCGUAAUCACUUAUAGAUGAUAGAGGUUAUAAGUAAAACUAACCAUGAAAUACAAAACUGAUACAAUGACUGUCGGAAAAAAGCACAGCUUCACACUUAAUCAAAUUCACUUAUAAUAUAUUUAAUAUUCUGUUGUCUGAAAAUUCAAGAUGCAUUUUUUCUGCAUUCUUCAAAGGUCCUUUAUUUAUUUAGAACAAUGAUCAGUCUUUAGCAUAGAGCCCUCUCUGUUUGAUAACUGUUUACUUAAUUUUAAUGAGCUUCCUAGUUCCUCAUCUGAAUUUAAUUCUGAAAAGAGCAAAACAAGUGAAAGUCUGAGGGCACAAGAUCAGGCGAGUAUUAUACACGUGAAAAAAACAUUUCAUCCAAACUCUAAUAUACUUUUUAGGUGAUCAAAUUUGUGUGCGUUCUUGCGUUAUCCGGAAAGAAUACAGUUCCUGUACGAUUAAUGAGCUCUGGAAAUUUCUAGAAUUUGGAUUCAAUGAAAUUGUCCAGUUAGAGACAGUACACAUUCGAACUGAUUUGUUGGCUUGUUGGUAGGAACUUGGAAACAAGACCACACACAGGUUUGAUCACUGACAAAAAUUAUUGGAGUCUGGAUGAAACAUGUUGCCACGCGUAUCAUUCACCUGAUCGUGGGCUCUCAUACUUUCACUUAUCUCACUGUCUUCAAAAUUUCUUUCGUGGUAUCACAUUCAAUUCAAAUAAGUCUGAAAAUCAGAACCUUGUUUAGCUUUUCGGAGUAAUUACAAAGAUCAUUAAAGAAAGCAAAAGUUAUCAAACAAAACGUAUAAUAUACAGUUUGACUGAUCAUUGUUCAUUAUAUAAAUAACAGAUUGAAGAACAUAUAAAAAAUGCGUCAUUACUUUUCAGACUACCAAAUAUAAACUUAUGCAUGAACAAACGUUUUAAGAAUUACCGUAGUUGCAGUCUGAUUCCCAUGUUUUAUGAUACAUGAGACAGAAGUGCAGAAUCAUAAAAACAGUAAAGUCUUCUUAAAUAGCAAAGCAAUGGCAGUAUAGCUGAAGAACAACUAUAUAUAAGAAGCUUUGUUUUUGUUUUAGUAAAAGCAUCUGCGCAGCUAAUGGUUAUGAUACUACUUAGUUAUGAAGGGAAAAAAUAUUUUUGACUGUAUGCUUAUUAUGUGAAUAGAAAAAAAAACUUACAUUCAACUAUUAUUUUUUAAAUCAGUUAAUUUCAAGAUAAUAACAAGCAUUUAAUAAUAUGAUUUAUUACUGUGUAAUAGUUUUCCGUUACUUUAACUUCAUGGUGGUUCAGUUUGGACAAUAAACAAAAACAAAAUAUUUUUAAGUAAAAGAAAAGAAAUAUUAAGAAAUUAAUAAGUAAUGUAUGUAAAUAAUUAAAUUAUAAGAAAGCAAUUUCCUGCACUCCGAAUUUAUUUAUGAUUUGUUUUGUUCAUGCGUUAUUUGAACACCUUAAAAUUAUACAUUAUUAAAUUUAAUAUAUCAAGGGACAACAUUAUUAUCUGUAAAGGAUAUAAGUCCAUUUAUAUUGUAAAUUUACAUUGUAAAAGAGUUUCAGAUUCAGAUUUCACUUUUAGUAAACAUUUCAUAUUUUCUGAGAUGCUUCUAGUAUGACAGUCUUCGAUUUUGUUGUUGUUGAAGUAAAGACAACAUAAAGCAUUUUUUCCAUCAAAAAACAACAUGAUUUUUACUAUCCUUCCCUGAAUUAGAAAACGUCCACUUAUUGGUGUAUGUUUGUAAUAUUCUCACAUUUAUGAAUUACGAGCAUAAUCUUAAGUCAUUUCCAUAAAAUUUUAUGCUGCGCGUCUCCCAAUGGAGACUAGUUCUGAAAAGUAAUAGAAUAAACAAUGAACUUCUAAAAUGAAAAUCUACACUGAAUAUACGAACAUUUUUCUAGCUACAUAAGAAUUCAAACAUAUUAGUUCAUCAGUCGUCCUCGACACGCGCUGACUGGCGAGUGGAAUGAUGCGAGUCGCAGCAUAUCCUCUCCUCCCCUUUUGAAUUGCUGGACAGCUCUCUGCGAUUUCCUUAGAGCAUUAACAGAGCGUCUUUCGAGACUUUCUGGAGUUUUCAUCGUAUGGGACCGCUGACUAUGCUGACUUCUCUAAGAACAGGUUCCACUGGCAAACCUUAACUGCUAAUCUGUAGAGGGAAAGUUCUUUAAAUAGGACAAAUUAGCGCAUUAUGUUGUGUUUUUAGUUUCACAGUUCUUACUUUACUGUCUUUACCUAGAAAUUAUUCAGUACGUCUGGCCAAAGACCAUUUAAGUGCUUUCUAAAAUCAUCUCGCACUAAGAGACGUUGACGACUUUAAUAUGACAUAUUUGAAAAUAUUGUCGAUGUCUGGGAAUAUUGUCGAUAAGUUGCUCUAAAUAUUUCUUUCUAAAACAUAACUCGAAUCUUCUAUUUACUUAGCACGAUGCGUUAUUCUUGUCCGUAAAUUGUUAGCACCGACGUCGUUGACGUUUGAUUUCGGUCUGUCAAGCAAGAACAUGGCAAUUGUUAAUGGAAUCAGAUCUUUUAUGUAUUUUUAUAAAUACGCUAAGAAUCGGGAAUUUAUGACUCUUUCACAAUCAUAUAUCAUUGUGAUUAACUCUUCGUAAAGAUAUUUUAAGGAGCUCUUUAGCAAUUAUAACAAGUUUCUCCGACCACCCUCCUUACCAGGCUGCUGUCAGAGGAAUAAAUUUCCAAAUAAUAUAUUGAAUCUCAACUAAUCGAUUUAUCUUCCUUAAUCUCUUUCUUUUAAAUAAUUAUAAGCCCCUUAAAUCGUUACACUUCAUCUGGUAAUGCUGUUUUAGUCUUAUAACCCAAAAAACGUGAAAAAAAUUAUAACUAUGUCCGAGAACAAUGACAAAUUCUUAAGAAGGUUAAAAGGAUCCGUUUAUUUAAACAGAAUUCAGAACAUAAGUGCAUGAUCUUUUUCCUCAAUGACCACUACUCAUAGUGAUGCAAAUAAGUAGACGAGUCCAGUUUAAUGAAACGUUGACCAGUAAUUAAAGACUACACUAUUAAAUACUACUUACUGUAAGGUGGCUCACUAAUUCUAUCAGAGCGUCCGAAUUAAGUGUCAGCAGUGAGAAAAUGCAAAGUCGAAUAAUUACAAAUUUUAGAGCUGGCAGAAAACUAACUAUGUAGCGCACAUGCGAUGCCAGAAACACAAUCUGUCUCCAAUUCAAAACCCUCAGUUAAAUACUGACUAAUAAUGUGCAUUUUUCGAAUUGCGAGCAUUAUCUAUACGGAAUCUUAAGUCAUUUCCAUAAAAUUUUCCUUGAUUUGCCGUUUCUUCAUACAAAUAUAGAUAGAUUAAAACCACUUCGUAGUAGAAGACAGAAAGAAUAGAAAAACUUUAAAAUCGGCUGAAAAGUCAAGAGCAGUCUGUGAAAUUCUGAUUUCUUUGUUUUUACUCUGCGUUCAGUAGCUCACUUAUGAAUGCCAAAGUUAUCUUCAAAUUACCCGUUCUGAAAUUUUACCCAAGCUUCCUCUUUCACUCAUUGUUUAUAUUUCCUUCAGAUCAUUCUAACUUAAGACCAGGCAUCUAAUCCAGUCAGAUAAAAUCAUUUGAAUAAGCUAUAAUAUUCUAUCUUAUUAUCGGUACGAUACCAUGUGUACGUAUUCGUCACUAGAUGCAGUUUCUAGGCAUAGUUUAUGGUUUCUAGACAUAAGGUGACAUUAUUUCAAAUGAUCACAGGUCUUUUCUAUAAGAAUCAAGAUUCUUAUCAAGAUCAAGUCAUUUAUGUAACAACUAAUUAUGCAACAGUUGUGAUAUAAUGAAAGUCUUUCUGCCAUGUGCAGUGUAUUAAACAAUGGUUAAAUAAGAUUUUUAAAUGUGUUAAGUACGAUGGUAUAAUAACCUA